This is a messenger RNA of Trichoderma gamsii, 753 nucleotides long. RefSeq names its product phosphoglycolate phosphatase. Gene Ontology annotation, biological process: DNA repair; dephosphorylation. Bases 1 to 753 code for a protein of 250 amino acids. Gene Ontology annotation, molecular function: phosphoglycolate phosphatase activity. Lineage: Eukaryota; Fungi; Ascomycota; Sordariomycetes; Hypocreales; Hypocreaceae. The transcript has a single exon. The record is from RefSeq and is a predicted model, not a curated record.
AUGGCGUCCACAAAGAAAAAGCUCGUCAUCUUCGACUUUGACGGCACCCUCUUUGACACCCACGCCUCCAUCUCGCACUGCAUCAAGCUCACAUUCGACACCCUCCUCACAUCGCCGCAAGACACCCCCUCAGAGGUUGAAAUCCACCGCCUCAUCUCUUCCGGCGCAGGCCUACAAGACACAUUCCGCACCCUUCAGCCUGUAAACAAUGCAGCUGCGAAAAAGCCUCAAUGGACGGCGGAACUCGAAGAACGCUGGAUUGCCACGUAUCGCGAACUGUACGCCCAGCACGGCCAGCCUCUGAUCAAGCCCUUCCCAUCUGCCGUUGAGCUUCUUCAGCAGCUUCUAGAAUCCGGAGUCGUCAUUUCCAUCGUCAGUAACAAGGGCGUGGCUGCUGUUGUCACCGCUCUGAACGGCAAUGGGCUGGGGGGCGCAGUGGACGAGGAGCUAAUUGUUGGGGACAAGACGCCUGGAGCGACGCGGAAGCCAGACACAGCCAGCUUCACCAAUGUUUUGCUGACGAAGUUGAGAGAUGCAAAGUAUGGUAUUGAAGAGUUUGAGGGCAUUGAAGACGGUCGUGACGUGCUGGUUGUUGGCGACACGGUUGCGGAUAUCCAGUUCGCGGCGAAUAUCGGAGCAAAGUCUGUUUGGUGCCGCUACGGAUAUGGGGAUCGAAACGCUUGUGAGGGCUUGAAGCCUGAUUAUACGGUCGAUUCACUGGCUGAGGUUGCUGGAAUUGCGCUUGGACAUUGA